AACCAGCCUCCAGAAAGGAAAAGAAAAGGGAAGAAAAUCCCCUCCAACGGGGUACCAGCACCAACUGCCUUUCCUUAGAGAGGGUGAUGCGUGGAUCAACCAGAAUUUGACACGUGCCGGCGCCGUCCCACGAGACUCCUUGCCUCUCCAGUAACAUCUCUGGCUGAGCUGAGUAUAAAUGCAGAGGCCAUGCUGUCAGGCCUCUUCAGCUGAGGCCCCUAAUUCAUAUACCCCCUCUUACUCAUUUAGCUGCUUCUCUUUGUCCCUUCCCCUGUUUGUUCGAAGCAGGCACUUUGAUCUCUUCUUGUAAGUUUUUGCAUCUUCAGGAGGGGCUCAAGAACGCCAGCUCCUAGCAUUGAAUCCUGAGGCCGAGAGAUUCACCGGCACCGAGCGAAGAGCAUUUUCACCUGGUCAAUUCAGUUUAGUUCCUCUAGAAGAAUUCACUUACCAUGAAGAUAGUUCAGGAAGUGGUGCUCAUCUGGAUUGUCCUGGCUUUGUUCCUCCAAAAUGCCUGCAAUGUGGAAGGAAGAUAUCACUACCACAAGAGCCAGAAAAAGAAGGGCUCAAGUUCAACCUCACCAGUGCCUCCCCCUGAGUCCCAGGACCCUGCCCCUCCAUCCCCUGCCUACUCGCCUGUGCCUGCCGUGCCGUCCCCCCCGGGCCCCGACCCAUCCAACUCCAGCUCGAGCGGCAUCUACGACGUGACCGCCUUCGGAGCAGUUGGGGAUGGAUCGUCCGACGACACCCCUGCCUUCACGGCGGCCUGGAAGGCGGCUUGCGCGGUGGAGUCAGGUGUUGUCCUCGCUCCCUCGGGCCACACGUUCAUGAUCACUUCCACGAUCUUCUCGGGGCCGUGCAAGCCAGGGCUCGUGUUCCAAGUAGACGGGGUCUUGAUGCCGCCAAAUGGACCGGAUUCGUGGCCGAAAGCAGAUAGCAAGAAUCAAUGGCUUGUCUUCUAUCGGCUCGAUGGCAUGACUCUGACCGGGACGGGAACCAUCGAAGGCAACGGCGAGCCGUGGUGGGAUCUUCCUUGCAAGCCCCACAGGGGUCCGAGUGGGCAAACAGCAUCGGGACCGUGCGACAGCCCCACUAUGAUACGAUUCUUCAUGAGCUCUAAUUUGGCAGUCAACGGGUUACGAAUCCAGAACAGCCCUCAAUUCCACAUGAAGUUUGAUGGCUGUGAAGGAGUGCAGAUCGAAAAGCUGUCGAUAUCUUCCCCAAAACUUAGCCCCAACACGGAUGGUAUCCACUUAGGGAACACUAAAUCCGUGGGGAUAUACAACAGCAUGAUCUCAAAUGGUGACGAUUGCAUCUCCAUCGGAACCGGAUGUUCAGAUAUCAACAUCGAGGGUGUUACUUGCGGGCCGAGUCACGGGAUCAGCAUCGGGAGCUUGGGAGUGCAUAACUCGCAGGCGUGCGUCUCGAACAUAACGGUCCGAAACGUGAUGAUCAGGGAGUCCGACAAUGGGCUCCGCAUCAAGACAUGGCAGGGCGGGAGCGGAUCGGUCACGGGCAUCUCCUUUGAGAACAUCCAGAUGGAGGACGUGCGCAACUGCAUCAUCGUGGACCAGUACUACUGCCUCUCCAAGGCCUGUCGGAACGAGACCUCGGCCGUGUAUGUGAACGACCUCUCCUACCGCAACAUCAAGGGCACCUACAACGUGAUCAGCCCGCCGAUCCACUUCGCGUGCAGCGACACCGUGCCGUGCACCAACAUCACCAUGUCGGAGGUUGAGCUGCUGCCACACGAGGGCGAGCUGGUCGACGACCCAUUCUGCUGGAACGCUUACGGGGUCCAGGAGACCGUGACCAUCCCUCCCAUCGACUGCCUGCGAGAUGGGAUGCCUCAGACCGUGGCAGAGAGCCCUGCUUAUAGCUGCUAGGGAAGGACUGAUAAGGCAAUACAGCACUAUGAAUUUCACUGGCGACAGAUGAAAUUUGCCACAUUUGUAUAGAGGGACAUCAGCAACUAAUCAUCUGGAUUUGGCUAUUGAUUGGAUCUUUCCUUUCCCCAUUAGGCUCCAUCCCCACUAGGGUUGAUCCCUUUUUGUGUGAUGAGGUGUGGUAGUGUUCCUGGGCCUCUUUCCUUUUGCACCUUUUGAAAUUGGGGGGGUUUUUGUCUCUUUUUCCCACAUUGUAAUAUGCUGGAUUUCUGCUUUGCUAUACAUAUCUUUAUAGAGGUGUGACGAUUGAUAACA
This is a messenger RNA of Eucalyptus grandis, 2198 nucleotides long. Its product is annotated as polygalacturonase At1g48100. The transcript has 6 exons. Gene Ontology annotation, biological process: carbohydrate metabolic process. Bases 450 to 1883 code for a protein of 477 amino acids. NCBI's taxonomy places the organism in Eukaryota, Viridiplantae, Streptophyta, Magnoliopsida, Myrtales, Myrtaceae. The record is from RefSeq and is a predicted model, not a curated record. Gene Ontology annotation, molecular function: polygalacturonase activity.